Salvia splendens (bonfire salvia) is the source of this 1429-nucleotide messenger RNA. RefSeq names its product farnesyl pyrophosphate synthase. Gene Ontology annotation, cellular component: cytoplasm. NCBI's taxonomy places the organism in Eukaryota, Viridiplantae, Streptophyta, Magnoliopsida, Lamiales, Lamiaceae. The coding region runs from base 270 to 1229 and encodes 319 amino acids. Gene Ontology annotation, biological process: trans, trans-farnesyl diphosphate biosynthetic process. The transcript is spliced from 10 exons. The record is from RefSeq and is a predicted model, not a curated record. Gene Ontology annotation, molecular function: dimethylallyltranstransferase activity; (2E,6E)-farnesyl diphosphate synthase activity.
UGAAAUCACAACAUACUGUAAUAGUUGAGUAAAACGACAAUGAUUCCAUAAUUUCCAUCCACUUGUUUCAAAAUUCCACCAAACAGGAUAGACCAGCAGCAUUUCUGCUUGGAGCUUUAUUCGUCACAUUUUUUGUUACUCUAACUGCAUCUAACAUUUUUUUGGUUCCGACUUUCUAUCAUCUCAUUUUCCACUUUAGCAUCUUAUUGAGAUGUUAAUGGGCAUCUACUGAUCAUCUUGAAACUACUCCUGAGUCUAGGGGGCUUCCAAUGUUCAUUUUCCCCCAGGCUUGUUUUGGACACCACUUUCUGAUGCUAGACUACAAUGUUCCUGGAGGGAAGUUGAACCGAGGUCUGUCUGUUAUUGAUAGCUACAAGUUACUAAAAGAAGGAAAAGAUCUAACUGAUGAUGAAGUGUUCCUAGCUAGUGCUCUUGGCUGGUGUAUUGAAUGGCUCCAGGCAUAUUUUCUUGUCCUUGAUGAUAUUAUGGAUAAUUCUCACACAAGACGUGGUCAGCCAUGCUGGUUUAGAAUCCCCAAGGUUGGUAUGAUUGCCAUAAAUGAUGGAAUCAUUCUCCGGAACCAUAUCCCCAGAAUUCUUAAGAAGCACUUCCGAACAAAGGCUUACUAUGUCGAUCUGCUGGAUUUGUUCAAUGAGGUGGAAUUUCAAACUGCUUCGGGACAGAUGAUAGACUUAAUUACAACUAUUGAAGGAGAAAAAGAUUUGUCAAAAUACUCAUUGCCUCUUCAUCGCCGUAUUGUUCAGUACAAGACUGCCUACUACUCAUUUUACCUUCCAGUUGCUUGUGCAUUGCUCAUGGCGGGUGAGGACCUGGAGAAACAUCCAACAGUUAAAGAUGUGCUUAUUAAUAUGGGAAUAUACUUUCAAGUACAAGAUGAUUAUUUAGAUUGCUUUGGUGAGCCUGAAAAGAUCGGGAAGAUUGGUACAGAUAUUGAAGAUUUCAAAUGUUCUUGGCUGGUUGUAAAGGCCCUGGAGCUUUGUAACGAAGAACAGAAGAAAACUCUUUUAGAGCACUAUGGAAAGGAAGAUCCGGCUGAUGUUGCAAAAAUCAAAGUCCUCUAUAACGAGAUUAAUCUCCAAGGUGCGUUUGCUGAGUUCGAGAGCAAGAGCUACGAAAAACUAAACAGCUCGAUUGAAGCUCAUCCCAGCAAAUCUGUACAAGCAGUGCUCAAGUCUUUCUUGGGCAAGAUAUACAAGAGACAGAAAUAAGAAGACAAAGCUCUCAGCAUAAGAAUGUAGCAGAAUCAAAGAAUCCCACUUCUUAUCCUGAUGCAUGUUUGUAAUCUUCAAGCUGGGCAGCUCCUAUUCUGUUUGUAUAACUGUUUGUGGUUUUUAUUAAUUUUCAGACCAAUAAAAAGGGGGCUAACAUGUUUAUGCAUUGUAGUAUAAUAAAUUUAAUGGUUUUCCUA